UUGGCUUCUUCCCAGCGUUCAGCUGUCCUCUAUUAGCCCUCCCCGCUGCCACUCAGCAACGAAAAUGCGCGAAGAUUGCCCGUAGUGCUGCGGAUCCAAGGGCAGCAGGGCUGGGUAGGGUUUGGCCCUCAUAACGCAGUGGAUGCUGAGGGGAGGAGGUGGAUGCUGAAAAACACUGCCGUUCCUUCUCGCUAUGGGUAUCUUUUUUGAAUGCAACUGGCACAAUUUGAUGGAGGCAUGCUUUACUUUCACUUCGAGUCCGUUUGUGUCGAUUGACGGCCGUCUGAUGAGGCUGAAAAGCGCCCACCGUUCUGCAGCAUCUCCCGUGUAGACGGCCCUUCAGAGCCGGUUACGCACCAGGUCGUCAGUAAUUCUGCAGAGACUUCCAGUCUGAGGCCUUGCAGCUCCUAGACCAGAUGGAGAUAAUGCUGGUCAGCAGGCUCUCAGUGGUUCCUCUGUAGAAGGUGGAGAGGAUGGGAGAUGGGAGGGAAGUCCUUCUUGUUCGUCUCAGAAAGUGCAGGCGCUGCUGUGCCUUUUUCACCAGUGAAAUAAUAGAGGCACCAUGCUGACCAGCAUCACUGACGGGAUCCUGUGCUGCCUGACGGGGAAGACCACUAGCCUGGUCCUGCCUCUGGAGUCUUCAGAGCCCUCCGAUGGGUUUGAGUUUGUGGAGGUGAAACCAGGGAGGGUUCUACGAGUGCGGCACAUCAAACCAGAGCGCCAGCGCGUGGAUACAGAAAAACAAGACGCCGGGAAAAACAAGACCACUGCUGACUGUGAUGGCAAUAGGGAUGCCUCUGUUCGGGACACCAUCGAUGCUGAUACUGGCACCAGCGUCCACUGCAAGAGGAAGAUCACAGUCUAUCGCAACGGCCAGCUGGUGAUUGAGAACCUCGGCGAUGUUUUGCAUUCUGAGAUCCUGCAGUGUCAGGAUGGAGAUUUGGAGCCCUGCAGCACCGUGGAGGUGGAGCUCGCUGACUACAAAGAGAUGCCCUCCUCUCCUGACCCCAACCCUGUUCCUCCGGUUCCAUUGCCUGCUGGAGAGCAGAAGCCUGCUCCACCUCCCCGCCGCCGCCGUCGCAAGCCCAAACGCACUGUGCUGAUUGACUCGACACAGGUCAUCUCGAGCUGCAAAGGAACGCAUUCAGAUGUGGCGCUGUUUUUUGUGCAUGGUGUGGGAGGCUCUCUGGACAUUUGGAGCAGCCAGCUGGAGUUCUUCUCCCGUCUGGGCUAUGAGGUGAUUGCGCCUGACCUGGCUGGGCAUGGAGCCAGCACUGCUCCACAGAUUGCAGCAGCUUACACUUUUUAUGCACUGGCAGAGGACCUUCGGGCCAUCUUCAAGAGAUAUGCUCGGAAACGGAACAUUCUCAUAGGCCACUCAUAUGGAGUAUCGUUUUGUACAUUCCUCGCCCAUGAAUAUCCUGAUCUGGUCCAUAAGGUAGUGAUGAUCAAUGGAGGGGGUCCUACAGCUCUGGAGCCCAGUCUCUGCUCCAUCUUCCAGCUUCCAUCAUGUGUCCUUCACUGCCUUUCACCUUGCCUGGCCUGGAGCUUUUUGAAAGCUGGAUUUGCUCGCCAAGGUGCAAAAGAGAAGCAGUUGUUGAAGCAGGGCAACGCAUUCAAUGUGUCUCCAUUUGUCCUGCGGGCGAUGAUGAGUGGUCAGUACUGGCCAGAGGGCGAUGAGGUCUACCAUGCCGAACUCACUGUGCCCAUUCUGCUGGUUCACGGCAUGUGUGACAAGUUUGUGCCCAUGGAGGAGGACCAGCGCAUGGCAGAGAUCCUCCUGUUUGCCUUCCUGAAGGUCAUUGAGGAGGGAAGUCACAUGGUCAUGAUGGAGUGUCCUGACACCGUCAACACCCUCCUCCAUGAGUUCUUCCUCUGGGAGCCCGACAUGUCCAGAAAGGGAGAGGCCGACCACACCGUUUCUGUCUGUGACACUGUUAACACGCUGAAAAUCAAAAAGCCUGUGGACAAAUAACGCUCACAGAAGACUCCCUCUGUCACAUCACCAAGCGGAAGGCCGUUUUUCUGCAACUAUGUGUUAAUAAGGCUCCGGGGCUGAGCGAUUCCAAGGAGGGCCAAUGUCUUCAGGAUGUGGGUGAACGCUGGUGCUCCGAGAUAGAGCAGCAAGGAACAUUGGAUGAGAGGAAGGGACGCAAACACAGUUUCUUUUCCACUUCUGCACCGGUUUUGCUCCGCUUGCAAAAUGACUCUCUCGGUGCUCAAAAGAACUGCCAUUCGUGAUCUGUGUGUGAAAUGUUUGAGGAAAAGCGGACAGCUACUCAACACAAAAGAUUAAACAUAUCUGUAAUGAUGUCUGGAGUUUCUCAUAUGGAUCUGUUUUACCUCUGAGAAGGAUUAUGUAAUGGUUGAAUCCAUUUCAGGUCGGCUGUAAAAGGGAAGCUGAUUUUAAUAGAGCUGCUGGAGGGACAGUCUAUGGCAAGAAUUAGUAGUAUUGAUCCAAUGAUAAGUAUGAUAAUACUAAUAACAUACUAAAAGAAAUCUUAAUGGACAUCUGUAUAAAUUAACCGGAAAUACAAAAUGACA
This is a messenger RNA of Poecilia latipinna (sailfin molly), 2544 nucleotides long. RefSeq names its product abhydrolase domain containing 8a (gene abhd8a). Gene Ontology annotation, cellular component: mitochondrion. Gene Ontology annotation, molecular function: lysophosphatidic acid acyltransferase activity; carboxylic ester hydrolase activity. The transcript is spliced from 6 exons. Bases 563 to 1975 code for a protein of 470 amino acids. The record is from RefSeq and is a predicted model, not a curated record. Gene Ontology annotation, biological process: lipid homeostasis; phosphatidic acid biosynthetic process. NCBI's taxonomy places the organism in Eukaryota, Metazoa, Chordata, Actinopteri, Cyprinodontiformes, Poeciliidae.